Messenger RNA from Coniophora puteana RWD-64-598 SS2, 1483 nucleotides. RefSeq names its product glycoside hydrolase family 5 protein. NCBI's taxonomy places the organism in Eukaryota, Fungi, Basidiomycota, Agaricomycetes, Boletales, Coniophoraceae. Gene Ontology annotation, cellular component: cell surface; extracellular region. The coding region runs from base 1 to 1419 and encodes 472 amino acids. Gene Ontology annotation, molecular function: beta-glucosidase activity. The transcript has 7 exons. The record is from RefSeq and is a predicted model, not a curated record. Gene Ontology annotation, biological process: glucan catabolic process.
AUGUCGUUCCUCAAGGUGUCUGGAACCGCUAUCGUCGAUGGCCAAGGUAAUGAAGUUGUCUUACGAGGCGCCGGACUUGGAGGCUGGAUGACGAUGGAGAACUUCAUCACUGGCUAUCCUGGCUGCGAGUUUCAAAUUCGUGACGCCCUUGCGGAAACCAUUGGGAAGGAGAAGUCAGAAUACUUCUUUGACAAGUUCCUUGAGUAUUUCUUCGCUGAGGACGAUGCCAAGUUCUUCAAGUCUCUUGGGCUUAACUGUAUUCGGAUCGCCGUCAGCUACCGUCACUUUGAAGACGAUACAAAUCCCAGGGUCCUCAAAAAAGAUGGUUUUCGACAUCUUGACCGAGCCAUCGAGGCUUGCGCUAAACAUGGGAUAUACACUAUAAUUGACAUGCACACUGCCCCGGGUGGUCAGAAUGGCGGUUGGCACUGCGAUUCUGCUUGCCAUAUCGCAGACUUUUGGAGGCACAAGGACUUUCAGGACAGAUUUGUAUGGUUGUGGACCGAAGUUGCUCGGCACUAUGCCACCAACCCAUGGAUCGCUGGCUAUAACCUCAUGAACGAGCCAGCUGAUCCCAAAGGCGCAGGUCUUAUUCAAGUCUACGACAGGCUGUAUGCAGCGAUUCGGCCUGUGGACCCGCACCAUAUCAUAUUCCUCGAUGGAAAUACGUAUGCUAUCGAUUUCUCUGCAUUCCCAGACAAUGCAAAGGAGCGUUGGUCUAACAAUGCUUACGCAAUCCACGACUACGCCAUAUACGGGUUCCCGAAAACGCCAGAACCGUAUAGACGCUCACCGGAGCAGAUACAGAAGCUGGAGGAUGUCUACAAGCGUAAAAGAGCGUGGAUGGACGAGCGAGGUUUGUGCGUAUGGAACGGCGAAUGGGGGCCGGUAUAUGCUCGCCGAGAGUAUGACGGUGAUCAGACGGACGACAUCAACGAGGGGCGGUACAACGUCCUCAAGGACCAGCUUGAAAUUUACCACAAGGAUCGACUUAGCUGGUCUAUCUGGCUGUGCAAAGACAUUGGGUACCAAGGCAUGGUGUACGUCUCGAAAGAGACGCCGUAUAUGAAACGCUUCGAGAAGUUCCUCGCUCGGAAGUUCCGCCUCGCAGUCGACGCGUGGGGUACAAAUGACCAACAUGUCAAACACAUCUACCAGCCCAUACUAGAGCUCGUCGAGCGGGAAAUUCCAGAAGCAAACAAGCACCUGUAUCCUCCGAUUUGGAGCGUUGAGAAUAGGGUUGCGCGACUCUCAAGGACAAUGCUUGUCGCGGAGUUCAUGGUCCAGGAGUGGGCGGACACACUCAAGGGGCUCUCGGAGAAGGAGCUGGAUGAAGUUGCGGCCAGUUUCAAGUUUGAAAAUUGCAUGAAGAGGGAAGGGCUAAACAAGGCAUUGACGGAUCAUGCGUCGCUUUACUAGGUUGAGCAGGUAAUGUCGCUCGGACGAUGGGCUGAAUAGAACCAGCCAUGGUCUGUAUAGCACC